AUGAGGUUCGCGGAGCUCCUAGCCGUCCCCGCCGCGGCCCUCCCCCUCGCUCACAGCGGCAAUGCCAUCCUGGCUAACCACCGCCGGGCGGCCUCGACCAUCACCGGCGACCCGACCAAGACGUACCAGACCAUGGACGGCGCGCCCAGCCUGAUCACCCACAUGGGGGGACAAGGCCGAGACAGCGGUCGGUCGCUGCUGGACCUGCUCUUCAACAUGGCUGUCGCCACCGGCUUCUGCAUCGUAAGCGGUGGGAGGGAGGGUAGCGGCGCGGUCUAUCACUACUUUUCAUAUUCAGGGGCCGGCGGCGGUUCCGGCUGGGAGGGUUUGAGAAAGUGA
Molecule: messenger RNA, 339 nt
Organism: Anthostomella pinea
Lineage: Eukaryota; Fungi; Ascomycota; Sordariomycetes; Xylariales; Xylariaceae
Source: the annotation of a GenBank genome assembly